GGCGGGGCCGUCCGCGGCGGAAGCUCAGCCAGAUCGGGCCUUGCGGGCGCUGCGCUGCCGCCGCCAUGAUCAUCCCGGUCCGCUGCUUUACCUGCGGCAAGAUCGUCGGCAACAAGUGGGAAGCCUACCUGGGACUGCUGCAAGCCGAGUACACCGAGGGGGAUGCCCUGGAUGCGCUUGGCCUGAAGCGGUACUGUUGCCGCCGCAUGCUGCUAGCACACGUGGACCUGAUCGAGAAGCUGCUCAACUACGCGCCUCUGGAGAAGUGACGUGGGGCGCCCCCGCCCGCCGUGCUCACCCGGGCGGUCGGCGCCUUGCCCCACUGCAUCCUGCCCACCGCCUGAGGGUGUGUCUCUGCUCUGGAAGGACCUGUCCAGUAAAGGUCUUUGUAGAACCAUGAGCACAUCCUAACAGUUGGCCUGGCUUUGGGUGA
Molecule: messenger RNA, 433 nt
Organism: Leptonychotes weddellii (Weddell seal)
Lineage: Eukaryota; Metazoa; Chordata; Mammalia; Carnivora; Phocidae
Gene: POLR2L
Product: RNA polymerase II, I and III subunit L
Biological process (GO): transcription by RNA polymerase II; transcription by RNA polymerase I; tRNA transcription by RNA polymerase III
Cellular component (GO): RNA polymerase II, core complex; RNA polymerase I complex; RNA polymerase III complex
Molecular function (GO): zinc ion binding; DNA binding
Source: RefSeq, a predicted model, not a curated record